GAGGAGAACAUUUUUAAAAAGUAUCGUAGAAAGAAACUACACGAAGUAACAUAAAAUGUAAAAAAGUCCAUGAGAAAGUUCUCCAAAAGGAUGUUCUAGUGUGUCUAUACGACAUUCUAGUGUCUCUAUAAGACAUUCUUGUGUCUAUAAGAUGUUCUCGUGUCUACAGGACACUCUAAUAAUAAUCAUGGAUUAGAUUUAUAUAGCGCUUUUCAAGGCACUCAAAGCGCUUCACAAUAAAUCCAUUAUUCAUUCACUCACACAUUCUCACUCAGCGGUGGUAAACUACAUUUGUAGCCACAGCUGCCCUGGGGCAGACUGACGGAAGCGUGGCUGAUAAUCUGUGCCUACAGCCCCUCUAGUGUCUUUACAGGACAUUCUAGUGUCUCUAUAAGACGUUCUAGUGUCUCUAUAAGAUGUUCUAGUGUUUCUACAGGACAUUCUGGUGUCUCUACAGGACAUUCUAGUGUCUCUACAGGACAUUCUGGUGUCUCUACAGGACAUUCUAGUGUCUAUCAGACGUUCUAGUGUCUCUAUAAGACGUUCUAGUGUCUAAAAGAUCUUCUAUUUUCACAAGAUGUUCUAGCAUCUCUACAAGACGUUCUAGUGUAUAUAAGAUGUUCUAGUGUCUCUACAAGACAUUCUAGUGUCUACAAGACAUUCUAGUGUCUACAGGAUGUUCUAGUGUCUCUAUAAGAUCUUCUAGUGUCUACAGGAUGUUCUAGUGUCUCUACAAGACGUUCUAGUGUCUAUAAGAUGUUAAAAUGUCUACAGGACAUUCUAGUGUUUCUACAGGACAUUCUAGUGUCUCUAUAAGACGUUCUCGUGUCUAUGUGAUGUUCUAGUGUCUACAGGACAUUCUAGUGUCUCUGCAGGGCAUUCUAGUGUCUACAAGACAUUCUAGUGUCUCUAUAAGACGUUCUACUGUCUACAAGGUGUUCUAGUGUCUACAAGACAUUCUAGUGUCUCUAUAAGAUGUUCUAAUGUCUACAGGACGUUCUAGUGUCCCUACAAGAAAUUCUAGUGUCUACAAGACGUUCUAGUGUCUCUAUAAGACAUUCCAGUGUCUACAAGAUGUUCUAGUGUCUACAAGACAUUCUAGUGUGUCUAUAAGACAUUCUAGUGUCUACAACAUGUUCUAGUGUCUAUAAAACGUUCUAGUCUCUAUAAGAUGUUCUAAUGUCUACAGGACGUUCUAGUGUCUCUACAAGAUAUUCUAGUGUCUACAAGACAUUCUAGUGUGUCUAUAAGACAUUCUAGUGUCUACAACACGUUCUAGUGUCUAUAAAACGUUCUAGUGUCUCUAUAAGAUGUUCUAAUGUCUACAGGAUGUGCUAGUGUCUCUACAGGACGUUCUAGUGUUUACAGGAUGUUCAAGUGUCUACAGGAUGUUCUAGUGUCUCUACAGGACGUUCUAGUGUUUACAGGAUGUUCUAGUGUCUACAGGAUGUUCUAGUGUCUAUAAGACGUUCUAGUGUCCAUUUAGUAGUAGCUGUCUGGAGGUACUGAAUUUCCCUUCGGGGAUAAAUAAAGUUCUUGUGUUGUUCUAAACCUGAACAUCUCUGUUUUCCUGUCUGUCUCUCCUCCUCCUGUCUGUCUCCCCUCCUGCUGUCUGUCUCUCCUCCUCCUGUCUGUCUCCCCUCCUGCUGUCUGUCUCUCCUCCUCCUGUCUGUCUCCCCUCCUGCUGUCUGUCUCUCCUCCUCCUGUCUGUCUCCCCUCCUCCUGUCUGUCUCUCCUCCCGUCUGUCUCUCUGUUGGAGGAGGAGAUUCUGAGUGUUGCUGCAGAACCAGAGAGAGAGCGGUGGAGACGCAGCAGAGAGAUUUAAAGAAACAACGGAGCAGAACACGGAGAACACGGGAGGAGAACAGGAGAGGAGAACACGGGAGGAGAACAAUGAACCAACAGCAGCUUCAUCAGCUGACCCAGUCCAGGUGAGGGGUGGUGGGCGGGGCUUAAUCCGCUGAGCCCUGUCUGAUUGGUGGGCGGUGAUGAUCGCGACAGGCGGCCUGCUGAGAAUAAACGCACGGAGACAGGAUUCACUGAGGUCCAAACCACACAAAGCUCACACACACAAGAGGAAGAGCAAGAAGAAGAGGAGGAGUGAGGUGGUGGUGGUGAAGGGGAAGCUGAAGCUGUGUUCGUUGUCGGGCCUGGUGGCGGCGCUGGGCGUGCUCGUCCUGCUGGUGGGCGUGGUCAUGGCGGCUCUGGGCUACUGGCCUCGGGACGGACUGUUCUUCAGCACCCGACCUCAGGAGGGCGCCGCCAUGGCCUCCGUGUCCUCCAGCAGCCCUACACCUGCAGCCCAGAUGGAUGGAGAAGAAGCUGAAGGAGCUGAAGGACCUGAAGGAGGAGCUGAUGAAGGCUUCAACCAUACAGAGAUCUUCAACGGAACCCAACAGCUUGCACGAGGCUUCCUGGAAGAUUUCCUAGACAGGUAUCUGUACUCUGAUAGGCUGAAGGUCUUGGGUCCUCUCAUCAUGGGAAUCGGGAUCUUCCUCUUCAUCUGCGCCAACGCCGUCCUUCACGAGAACCGUGACAAGAAGACGAAGGUGAUCAACCUGCGGGACAUCUACUCCACCGUCAUAGACCUCCACAGCCUCCGCAAACCCAAUACCUCCUCAGGCUCCGCCCCCCGCUCCUUGGCAAAUCCCCUCAAUGGCCUCAUCAACUACGUCCAGUCAAAGAGCCUGGAGGCCAAACCGCGGGCGUACCCUGCCUCCCUGCUGGGCCGGAGGGAACCGGUCAAUAGCAGAGAAGGAGGUGGUGAGGGAGGCGACGGCGUCUUCAGCAUCUACCAGCAGAAGCAGGAGGCUCCUCCCCCCUCCUCCUCCUCCCACAGACUCUCCCUCCCCCAGAGCUGUAGCCCCUCCCACCUGCCCUCCCCCCUGCAGGAGGAGGCGCUCGGCUCCGACUCCCAGAGGAGGCACUCGGCUUGGGCUGGGACCGGCCGGCGCUGGGGGGGAGGAGGGGAGGACCUGAGGAGAGAGGGGAGAGGUGACGGACAGGAAGAGGAGGAGCGAGGGGAGGCACCACUUCCUGUUUGCGCCUCCACCCCUCCCCCACGCCGAUGCCUCCAGGCCUCCUGCAGCUCCUCCAGCCUCCACAGGGGGGCACCGGGACGCUUCUCCUCCUCCUCCCUCACCCCCUCACACCUGUCGCUGUCCUCCCUGUCUCACCUCCUCUCCUCCUCCUCGCCCACGCUGGCCCCGCCCUGCAGGAGGCGGAGCCUGCCCACUGCCGGCGCCGUGGCGGGUUACAGCAAGCUGCAGGGAGAGGACGUCAUCACAGGUGGUGACAUCACAGGGCGGGGGUCUGAGGUCACAGGUGGUGACAUCACAGAGGAGCUUCUCCAACAGGGACAAGCUGAGGAUGAUCUCACAGCUGGACUCUGGGCAGGAGGAGGAGGGCUGAGGACCAAUCAGAGACUCACAACACAACUCUGAGGUCAUGUGACUUUAACGACAUUAGCAACAUGGCGACGUUCUUGUGAUGUCACAAACAGACGGACAAGAUGGAGGCUGCCAUAGCAAGGCGAGGAGUCCAGACCAGAGACAGCACAACAGCCACCAGCUCAUUAAUAUUCACCAACCAGCUCAUUAAUAUUCACUAACCAGCUCAUUAAUAUUCAUUACAGCGCAUUAAUAUUCACCAAUCAGCUCAUUAAUGUCCAUUAGUCGACUCAUUAAUAUUCAUUAACCAGCUCAUUAAUAUUCAACAAUCAGCUCAUUAACGUUUGCCUUCCGGCUCAUUAAUAUUCAUUAAUCGGCUCAUUAAUAUUCAUUAAUCAGCACAUUAACAUUCGCUGAUUGGCUCAUUAAUAUUCUCUGAGGUGUUGGUUCUCAACCUAUGGCCCGGGGCCCUCUGGAGGACGAGGUGAUCCACUGCAGGAAGUUCCGCUGCAUUCUGUGGUUCUCUGGUUUCUGAGAGGAACGACUGUAGAUUUGGAACCAGAGCUCUGCCUUAACUCGGGAUCAGCCUGGGUUCCUAUUCUGAACAUUCGUGUUUCAUCCGUGGGACUCCUGUCUGCUCUCACCUCCACUUACGUUUCAGCUUUUGUAAUAUUUAGCGGAAUGCUUUGAAUUUUUCAGGUGAAACGUUUAGGUGAAGCUCCAGAACUCCUCCUGGGACUACUUUCCCCUGCGGAGGGCUACGCUCCGGCUGUGGACUCUGACUGGACAGACUGACUCCCACCUGACCACGAUACCAGGAAGUAGUCGGCUCCAUUUUAACUCCGGAAGCUUUAAUGUUUUACUUGAACACAGAGGACCUGAGCUCAAACUGAACCAUCAGAGGACAAUUCAAAGGGCUGAAUUUACUUCUUUAGUCCAACUGCACUCUGGGAGAUGAAUGUACCUGAGGACAGGUGAGAACAGGUGAGGAUGGGUGAGUAAAGUUGUAGCUUCACAACGUCUUCUGCUCAAAGCUGAACCUGCUUCAUGUAAACAGCUUCAUGUAAACAGCACAAUAUCAGACGAUCACGCUAAAAUCAAGAAACCUGAAUAAAGCACAUUUUAUGGGUUUAUUGUCACCUCAUCUUUGAUUCUGAACCACAACUCCCAGUUUAGUCCAGUAUAACCUGGUGUUUACUCCCAGUUUGGUCCAGUAUAACCUGGUGUUUAUUCCCAGUUUGGUCCAGUAUA
This is a messenger RNA of Amphiprion ocellaris (clown anemonefish), 4640 nucleotides long. It is a transcript of the gene tmem200ca, whose product is annotated as transmembrane protein 200C, genome duplicate a. The transcript is spliced from 5 exons. Bases 1989 to 3443 code for a protein of 484 amino acids. The record is from RefSeq and is a predicted model, not a curated record. NCBI's taxonomy places the organism in Eukaryota, Metazoa, Chordata, Actinopteri, Pomacentridae.